AUGUCAAAACGCCUGAGGUUGGAUGCUUGUGACGAAGCUGUACCUGGUCCGUCAUGGCCUGAAACUGUACCAUCACAACCCCUAACACAGGGUCCAUCCUCUGCUGAGCUGCCAACUGACUCCCGACAUCAGAAGGUUGAGCCGCAGCGAUUCAAAUGUGCCAGCUGCAAAAAAGCUUUUGCUAGCCGUUCUAACCUGACUCGCCAUAUGAAGGACCAUGAUUCAUCUACCUCUGUAAGCUGUGAACACUGCGCAGCAACCUUCACUCGGAAGUCUAAGCUCAUAGAACACAUCAACUUCUCCUGCCCCGCCAUGAAGGAGAGGAAUGCAGCGCAGUCGACUACGUCGCAGCUGCCUACUACCUCCAACGGUGGGGACGAUGAUGUAGCUGGCUUCAGGGUGACCGAGUCGGCCUUCCAGUCACGGCUUCGAACGUACGAGCUAAAGAAGUCGUUGUACAGCAGUAAGUUCACGAUGCAGCUGUUCUUAACUUUUAUUUUUGAGCAUCUGGUCACCCUGCUGGCUAGGAUCCUUGAGAUGUAUGAUAGUGUUAAGAUAAAUGUAUUCAUGGAAUGUGAAUUUGAAAAUGUCAAAGGGGAGACAUGCUUGCGUAACUUCAAAACUGUGUUCACUCCUCUCCUGCAGGCUACAGAUAUAGAACAGUUCUGUUCCAACAUGUUUGCCAAACUCAUCCAUGAAAAGGAAGAGUUGGUCAUGAAGGGAUCAGGCUGGGCUUUUCUGCGAGUCACUAAAUUCGAAGUUAGGGUAAAUCGUUACGUUCCGCUCAGGGGAGGAUCGGGUUACAUACCACUACCGAAAAGGUUUAAAGGUGUUGUCAACACCCGAAACCUGGACGAUAGAUGCUUUUUCUUUGCAAUUUUGGCAAAAUUUGUGACUAGCAGAGACGCUAGAGAUCCUAAUAACUACCCGCGAGAAUUGGCAGAUAAGUACAAUUGGCAAUGUAUCGAUUUCCCGGUGAAACUAAAAGAUAUCCACAUCUUCGAAAAAGUUAACAAUAUUUCUAUCAAUGUAUUUGGUUUGGAUAAGGAUGGUGCUGUGUAUCCGCUGAAAGUGUGUGAUGCACCUUUAGAAGAUCACAGAGACCUUUUGCUUCUAACCAACAAAGAUCAAAAAUCGCAUUAUGUGUAUAUAAAAGAUUUCAAUUCAUUAGUACAUAGCCAGCUGACCAAAGACUGUAGACAAAUAUUUAGCUGUAAGAAAUGUUUCGCAUUUUUUCAGGACACUAACAAUAAGCUAGGUAUUAGUCCACAAGAGAGAUUGAUUGAGCAUGAACGUUACUGUAGCUUUAAGUCACCGUUAAGACUUGACCUUUCUGAAGACCCCACGAUCUCCUUCCAACAUCCUGAGCGGUCUCAAAAACAGCGUUUUGUGAUUUAUGCUGAUUUUGAGACGUACAUGCAACCAAAUGAUCCACUGUCAGACAACCCCAUCACUCAUAACCAUGUCCCAUACUCGUACUGUUACCUCAUCAAAGAUUCGCAGGAGGUAUUCACUGAAAUCCGCCGUUACAGAGGUCCCGAUGCAGCCAAAGAAUUUGUCAAGUCUGUGAGACAAGAUGCGCUGCGUAUCGGUGAUAUUCUGUACGGUGACAGGCACAUGACCCCACAACUAUCCCCUGACCAAGAACGCGCUUUUCAAGCCGCCACUACCUGCCACAUCUGCGGCAAAGCUUUCUCGGACAGUGAUAAAAAGGUUAGGGAUCACAUGCACUCCACCCCAUACACGUACCGAGGCGCAGCCCACAACUCGUGCAACCUUAAGUUCCACGAGCAAAACACCAUCAAUGUUUACUUCCAUAACCUAAGUGGUUAUGAUGGUCACUUCAUUAUACCUGAACUGGACGCUUUCCCAGGUGAAAUUUCCGUAAUACCCACAUCUGAGGAAAAGUACAUUAGUUUUACUAAAUAUCUCCCAUUCAAGAAGGCUGUACGAGGUGUACUUAAGCUUCGUUUCCUGGACACAUUAAGGUUUCUACCCUGUAGUCUUUCAAAGUUGGCCGAAUCCCUUCCAAAAGAUUCCCUCAAGGAGACCAGGAAACAGUUCCCUGUAGAUGAGCAGUUUGACCUGCUUACUCGAAAGGGUGUUUUCCCAUACGAUCAUGUUACUUCUCUUUCUACCUUAGACGAGCCCCAGUUACCAGAAAAAGUCCAAUUUUACAGUAGGCUUUCUCUUGAGCACAUCUCAGAUUCUGACUACGCUCAUGCUCAGAGAGUAUGGCGCACGUUUAACAUUAGAGACCUCGGUCAAUACAGUGAUUUGUACAUGCUCACUGAUGUCCUGCUGCUCACAGACAUCUUUGAGAACUUUAGGGAGACAAGCUUGAGAACGCACAAGCUGGACCCUGCCCAUUAUUUGACCCUUCCAAGCUUCAGUUGGGAGUGCAUGUUAAAGCAUACAGGCGUUGUCCUGGAGACCCUUCAAGACCAUGACAUGUACCUCUUCUAUGAAAAAAGUAUUAGGGGCGGAAUUUCGCAAGUUUGUAAGAGACGAUCUGUGGCCAACAACAAGCACUGCGAAGGUUAUGAUCAGUCCUCACCAUCGAAGUAUAUUACAUACUUAGAUGCAAAUAAUUUGUAUGGAUGGUCCAUGUCACAAAACCUACCAACAGGUGGCUUCAGUUGGCUUAGCCGUGAAGAAAUUGAAAAUCUAGAUGUGGUGAAUGUGCCUGAUGAUUCAGAAGUCGGCUACUCCUUGGAAGUCGACUUGGAAUACCCACCUUCCCUUCAUGACGCUCACAGAGACCUACCAUUCCUCUGUGAGAGGAAAGCCCCUCCUGGUGGAAAAAUGCCCAAACUCCUUACCACCCUUGAAGACAAGACUAACUAUAUCCUACACUACCGAUCCCUGAAACAAUCCCUCCAACACGGACUGAAACUGACUAAAAUCCAUAGGGUAAUCAGGUUCAACCAAUCUCCCUGGCUUAAGUCGUACAUUGAGCUCAACACGGACCUACGUAAACAGGCUAAAAAUGAUUUUGAGAAAGAUUUGUUCAAGUACUUCAAUAAUUCAAUUUUUGGGAAAACCAUGGAAUCCUAUCGAAAAAGGAUGGAUUUCAGGAUUGUGUCUGAUGCGAGAAAGUUGGAAAAAUGCAUUGCAAAGCCUAACUAUCUGCACAGUACAAUCUUUACAGAUUCAAUGGCUGGUUGCCACUUUUCAAAAACUAAUAUUGUGCUUGAAAAGCCUAUUUACGUAGGGUCGUCCAUCCUAGAUUUAAGUAAGGAGCUCAUGUACUCGUUUUACUAUGACGUUCUAGUUAGGCAUUUUGGGGCAGAGAAUGUGAAGCUCUUGUACAUGGACACAGACUCUUUUGUGUUGGAAAUCUUCACAGAGGACCUGUACGAGAGUUUCCGUUCUCUGAUGGAGCACUUGGAUACGAGUGGGCUGCCCAGGGACAACCCCUCGUACAGCCCCAUCAAUGCUAAAGUUAUCGGCAAGAUGAAAGAUGAGAUGAACGCUGUCAAAGUAUUCCAGUCUUUGGUGUUUAUCCAGAUAAAUUGCGAUCCAGUGAGUGCCUCUCUUGGUGUGCGGGUCAGUGUUGACUACAAACGCUGUUGA
Molecule: messenger RNA, 3576 nt
Organism: Macrosteles quadrilineatus (aster leafhopper)
Lineage: Eukaryota; Metazoa; Arthropoda; Insecta; Hemiptera; Cicadellidae
Exons: 4
Coding region: 1-3576 (1191 amino acids)
Biological process (GO): DNA replication
Molecular function (GO): DNA-directed DNA polymerase activity; DNA binding; nucleotide binding
Source: RefSeq, a predicted model, not a curated record